Molecule: messenger RNA, 908 nt
Organism: Drosophila hydei
Lineage: Eukaryota; Metazoa; Arthropoda; Insecta; Diptera; Drosophilidae
Gene: Pldn
Product: biogenesis of lysosome-related organelles complex 1 subunit 6
Exons: 5
Coding region: 79-570 (163 amino acids)
Biological process (GO): intracellular transport
Cellular component (GO): BLOC-1 complex; transport vesicle; extrinsic component of membrane
Source: RefSeq, a predicted model, not a curated record
CACAGCACUAUAAUAAACAAACUUUUGACAAAUAUUUUUUGCAUUCUAAAGCUUUGUCGUCCAUUUUACAAUUUAAAAAUGUUGAAAAGCAGCAACUUAGAUAGUGUUAUUGGUGAACUGGAAGCUGAUCGCACGGCCAGUGGAGCCGUCGCAGCUCCCGAGAAUUCAGUUAACAGCAACAACAAUGUACAGGUGAAAGCAGACGAAAAUGGAUGCAAUUUGGCGGCUUUGCAAAUGUCCUUUGGAGUACUUCAAAUAGCUGAACCGCCGUUGGUACGAGUUCGCGCUCAGCUCAAGGAAUUGAUAGGCAAACAAAACAAAUUCUACAUUGAUCUAUCCAAGGAGAAAUAUAAGCUGGAUUGCAGCGAGAUAUCAAAAUUAUUCGAAAUGAUGAAUAACGUGAAGCACUACAAGGAUAGAUUGAUGAAAAUCAAAAAGGAUAUGCAGACCAUUUAUCAACGUUCUAAAGUCUUAAAGAAACGGGCUGUAAACAUCGCAGCCUGUAAGCAACGCGAUUACCAACGUAAACUCGAAAAGCAACAGCACGAGGAGUCGCUCAUCGGCAAUUAGUUGCAAUAGAAACAUAGAUAUAUUUAAAUGUUAUAACUAAUUAUAAACUCGUAGUACUCAAACAUAAUGAACACUGCGAAAGCUGACAAGACUCCAAACUAAAAGCUAAGGAAGCCACACAUCCACAAUGAUGUACAAUUUACAAGCCAGAGUGCAAUUUCUGUAUUCUACAUAAUUUAAAAAAUACUUUCGAGAUUGACAUAAGUUUCCCAUGCAUGAAAAGAUAAAUUUGAUAGGAUAAUUUUAACAAUGUUUGAACAUUUCUUUUUUUUUUUCAAAUUUCUAAUUGUUUAAAAAAUAUAAUAAUUAAACACUCACAGCGCAAAACAGAGACAAUU